AUGGCAUUCAACAACGGACUCAGAUCUGCUGCGAAGCUCAUCGCUUCUUCUGAAUCCUCCAUCUCCAAAUCAGUGAUUAGAAAUUUUCAUUCAACUGGUGUGAAGAGGAUGGGAGGUGGACAUGGCCACAGCGAGCCAGACUAUAUGCAUUCAUAUCACAUGUACAACCUGGAUCAGAUGAAGCAUCAGGGAUUGAAAAUGUCACUUGCAGUGUUCACUGCUUUCAGCAUCGGUGUUGGAGUUCCUGUCUUUGCAGUCGUUUUCCAGCAAAAGAAGACAGCAUCUGGUUGA
Molecule: messenger RNA, 291 nt
Organism: Lathyrus sativus (Indian pea)
Lineage: Eukaryota; Viridiplantae; Streptophyta; Magnoliopsida; Fabales; Fabaceae
Source: the annotation of a GenBank genome assembly